AGAGGGGGGAAACGAAAGAAAGAAAAAGGGAUAGUAUGGUACGGCCCUCUGGGAGGAUACUGGCAAAUAAGCAAAUUAAACAGAAAGAGAGCAGCGUGUUGUCAUAGCAACAGUGCAAUUAAAUUACUUUACUGUCAGCCAUCAGAUAAUUUUCCUGUUUAGAAGCUCAUGGGACAUAACUUCCAUUUGGAGUCAAAGUUGAGUGUGCGGUGUAGGUAGGCGAUGCCCGUGCCCCCAGAUGCUGGUGAUACUCGUGUUUACCUUCUGCUAGCCCCUGGAUGCUGUUUUGAAAGCUAGGAAGUGGGAUCUACCAGUUGCUGUAUAAAUGGGUCCAGUCAUGCCUCCCAGUAAGAAGCCAGAGGGCUCAGGAAUUAGCGUUCCCAGCGGAUUGAGCCAACGUUACCAAGAUAGUGAUUUAUCAAAGGCACUUCAUGAUGACGAGGACCUAGAUUUCUCUUUGCCUGCCAUCAGAUUAGAUAAAGGGGCCAUGGAAGAUGAAGAACUAACUAAUUUGAACUGGCUACAUGAGAGCAAGAACUUGCUGAAAAGCUUUGGGGAUUCGGUGUUAAGGAGCGUUAGCCCUGUUCAGGACAUCGGUGAUGACACGCCGCCAUCUCCUGCUCACUCUGACAUGCCCUACGAUGCCAAGCAGAACCCCAACUGCAAACCUCCUUAUUCCUUUAGCUGCCUCAUAUUUAUGGCCAUUGAGGACUCGCCAACCAAAAGACUGCCCGUAAAGGAUAUAUACAACUGGAUCUUGGAACACUUUCCGUAUUUUGCAAACGCACCCACUGGAUGGAAAAAUUCUGUGAGACAUAAUCUAUCCUUGAAUAAGUGUUUUAAGAAAGUGGACAAAGACAGAAGUCAGGUAAGUUUGGAACUUUGGAAACCUAUAUGGCUCUGA
This is a messenger RNA of Athene cunicularia (burrowing owl), 904 nucleotides long. RefSeq names its product forkhead box protein N3-like. Gene Ontology annotation, molecular function: cis-regulatory region sequence-specific DNA binding; DNA-binding transcription factor activity. The transcript has 2 exons. The coding region runs from base 326 to 904 and encodes 192 amino acids. Lineage: Eukaryota; Metazoa; Chordata; Aves; Strigiformes; Strigidae. Gene Ontology annotation, cellular component: nucleus. The record is from RefSeq and is a predicted model, not a curated record. Gene Ontology annotation, biological process: regulation of DNA-templated transcription.